CUUGUAGCCCGAUCCAUUCUGUGCUGGCAGUCUAUUUAAGUGGUGCUGUCAAAGCUCAUCUCCACAAAUAGUAUUCUUCCUUUACAUUCAGAAUGUCUUUUUGCUCCUUUUUUGAUGGCGAGGUCUAUAAAGACCAUUUCAAACCAGGUAUGUAUGUGUGUUCUCAGUGCAACAACCCGCUGUUCUCCAGCAGGUCUAAGUUCCCCCACUCCUCCCCGUGGCCUGCCUUCACUGAGACCAUCAAAGAGGACAGUGUCACCAAGAUGAUGGAGUCACUCACAGCCUUCAAGGUGCUUUGUGGGAAAUGUGGUAACGGACUGGGCCAUGAGUUUGUCAACGACGGUCCGGAGGAAGGCAUCUCACGAUUCUGAAUAUUCAGCAACUCGCUCAAGUUUGUCCCAAAUAAAGACAAACAGUAAGUCGAGUUGAGGAGCCCAAGCAGGUAGCUGUAGCCUCACAUCACAGCCCUGUGUAAGGGACUGGUCAGUAUGUGACGUGGACAGGAACAAGGCCCAGGAGGGACACCCUGUACACUGAUGACUCUAUGACCAGCCUGGUAUACAGGGACAUUCUAGAGAAACAUUAUUUUUCACCAAGAUAGUUGUUCUAUAGACGUGGUAGUGUUUUUCAGUGCAUCACAGAUCUAAAAGCAUUCCUUGAAAACCUCUUAUAAUAAGCAUGCAGAUCUAGUUGAUCUUUAAGAUAUAGGUUACAUUAAGAUAUAGGUUACGUUAAGAUAUAGGUUACGUUAAGAUAUAAGCCUAUUGUGGAUUAUAUGCUUUUUAUGCUAAUCUGCAUUCCAUUGCUUUGUAGCAGUUCAAGCAUGUGAAGCAAUUAGAGUUUUUUUUGUUGUAUUUAGUUAUUUGAUUAUUUAUUUGAAUAUACUUACCAUGUAUUCUGUAAGGAGGAGGUGACACAGUUGGUGCAAGGUGUCAUGUUCUUGAAAAAAACUCUCACUGCAAUUUAGCCAAAGACAUACGCAGGCUUGCUAUCACAUCUAUGCAUUUGAUGUACAUGUAUACAACUCAUUGAAAUAUCACUUCCUUAUAUUAUGUAGAUAAAUAUUGAACAAUUAGCUGAAUUUCGGUUGUAUUGACCAUUUGUGAUUUAACAUUGUUACAGUAUAUUUGCACAUUGAGCCAUGUGAAAUGGCAUACUUGAAUUGACGAGCAUGAUUGCUUAUUAUUUAUAUGAUCUCGUAUGUCAUUUAUGACUUGGAGUCUUCUGUUGUGUGAUUCCCAUGACAUUCUUUUAAUUAAUACAUGUUCUAACUGGCAAUGCAAAUGGAAUAAACAAUGAUUUUUCUGGUAUUAAUAUAAUUGCACUGAUGAAAUGCAGAUGCUUUGUUUAUCGGUCAUGAUUCUAUUAUACUGAUAACAAUAAAUGACUAUAAUUUACUAAAA
Messenger RNA from Oncorhynchus keta (chum salmon), 1403 nucleotides. It is a transcript of the gene msrb1b, whose product is annotated as methionine sulfoxide reductase B1b. Gene Ontology annotation, molecular function: peptide-methionine (R)-S-oxide reductase activity. The transcript has 4 exons. NCBI's taxonomy places the organism in Eukaryota, Metazoa, Chordata, Actinopteri, Salmoniformes, Salmonidae. The record is from RefSeq and is a predicted model, not a curated record.